AUUCAGGUACUGAGAAGGUGAACAGAGACUUCCUGGACGUUAUGCUGGAGUACGGAGGUGAUGGCAAAGAAAGGCCAGGCAAGAUAUCAGAGUCAAAUGUGACUAUUAUCAUAAUGGAAAUGUUUUCCGGAAGUUCAGACACUACAAGCAGCACAAUCGAAUGGGCAAUGGCAGAGCUACUAUGUAACCCCGAUUGAAUGAGAAAGGUUAAAGAAGAGAUAAAUAGGGUCGUUGGACUCUACGGGAAGGUUGAAGAGAAGAAUAUGGAUAAGCUCCCUUAUUUGCAGGCAGUAGUGAAGGAAAACCUCCGAUUACACCCUGUAGUUCCAUUACUUCUACCACGGAAUGCAAUGCACGAUUCUAGCUACAUGGGGCAUCAAAUACCCAAGAAUACACAAGUGCUUGUGAAUGCAUGGGUAAUCGGGAGGGACCCAGAGUCCUGGGACGACCCCUUGUCUUUCAAGCCCGAGAGGUUUCUGGGCAAGAACAUUGACUACAAAGGGCAACGCUUCGAGUUCAUCCCGUUUGGAUCUGGGAGAAGGAUGUGCGUUGGAUUUGCGUUAGCUCAACGGGUGGUUCACCUUGCUCUGGCCUCCCUCAUACAUUCUUUUGAUUGGGAGGUUAGCUCUCCGACUACAGAAAUUGACAUGACCGAAAGGGCGGGGAUGGGAUUGAGGAAGCUAGUACCGUUAAAAGCAAUACCCACUAAGCGAAAUUCCAUACAAGUGACCAUCUAG
Rhododendron vialii is the source of this 737-nucleotide messenger RNA. Its product is annotated as iridoid oxidase-like. The record is from RefSeq and is a predicted model, not a curated record. The coding region runs from base 198 to 737 and encodes 179 amino acids. NCBI's taxonomy places the organism in Eukaryota, Viridiplantae, Streptophyta, Magnoliopsida, Ericales, Ericaceae. Gene Ontology annotation, molecular function: oxidoreductase activity, acting on paired donors, with incorporation or reduction of molecular oxygen; iron ion binding; monooxygenase activity. The transcript has 2 exons.